Trypanosoma brucei brucei TREU927 is the source of this 1437-nucleotide messenger RNA. RefSeq lists its product as hypothetical. The transcript has a single exon. The record is from RefSeq and is a predicted model, not a curated record. NCBI's taxonomy places the organism in Eukaryota, Euglenozoa, Kinetoplastea, Trypanosomatida, Trypanosomatidae. The coding region runs from base 1 to 1437 and encodes 478 amino acids.
AUGAUGACGGAACAUAUAUAUAUAUAUCGUUUCGCAUUUAACCGUAACAUCGUACCUGUAGUGGUUAUGAUUUUUCAAGACACGAGCUCCUCAAGCGUGGACAGUAGUGAGGAAGCUGGUACCGCGUACCAGCGUGCCCCACAUGGUAUCUCUAACGCAGCACGUGUCAAUGCAAACGGAGAUGUAGAGAGUGAUGCAUUCAGCGGAGACUUUUCUUCUACGCCUGAUAAUGAUCCAAAAAUGUCCGCAUCGUUGACUCCACCAUCCCAUCGUCCCAAAACCACCACUGCAAUGCCUUCGACUAAGAACCCAGUUUCCACUGGGUUACCACCAACAGACGGCACCUUUGUGCUUGUUAAUGUGAAACCUGCGACAAAUGGGGAGCGCGUGCCUGCGGCUACUCCACCUGGUGCUUCACGCAUUGAGGAUACACACGUAGCAGCAGUAUCUCUAACCUCUUCACGAUGCUCAGAUAAGAUAUCGCCCCGUAGGGUACAUCAAACCUCCAUGACAUCUUAUGAGGCACUCGGAUUGGGAUAUUCAACCAGUGGGCUGGCAGAUGCACCGCCUCUAAAGAAUGCCGACGGCAUAAACCAGAGGGCGGCGUACACUUCGACGGCUGCAGGGCUCGACAAAGACAAAAUGGCGGAGGUGACUUUGCGCACAUUGACGCCUUCUCGACGUUCUGUAUCGGUGGGUAAAAACAUCCACACUGCGUUUUCCUACGCGAAGACGCAGGGAACUUUGCCGGAGGAAAAAAACUCGGACCAGUGGUACUCGGGCCACCCGGUUCCCCGUAGCUCGCCACCGAUGGGCAACUCGAUUCCUCGGUCUGCCAACAACAGCACGCGCCCCAGCAUACUUAAUCCGCAUGGUAGUGGUUACGACGGCGGAACGGGCGCGGCAACGUGUAACAGUGUGGAAAGCUGGAGAGAGAGGAUUAUGUGGUCCACGCGGCCGCGGCGCAACAGCCCUCGUCAUACCUCUUCUUACAACAGUUCUCGUGCUCCAUCGCGGUUAGCAACACCGCGCGCUGCAUCUGUUCCCGUUUCCAGUGUAGGCGCACAUGCGCACCGUGGCCAUCAUGAGGACCUCGCACGUUUCGUUGGGGCGUACAACACGCCAUCAAGGAGGUUCCCAAACGAUAUUCCGUAUGCCAACCGCUCCAAUACGGAUUUUAUAGCGUGGGGUAGUGGUGUAGAGAUGUCACAUUCACCCCGUUACCCCAGCACACCACGCCGCUUCAAGGAAAGCAGGUCAUAUCGUGUGAAGCAUAAGCUCCUCGACCCUCCGGAGCCAACAGCGACGGGAUUAACCACAAAAGACGAUAUUGUUGACCCACUGGCUGAACUCGAGAAGUAUCAAAAGCGGCUUGAGCGGGCCGUAGCGAUUAUGGCAUUGGAGAGGGAACAUCGCAUGCUUCGUCAUCGUCGUUGA